AUGGCGUUCGCCUCCUACUCCGCAGUCGAGACGCUGCGGCCUCUGCCGCCGUCCGUGUCGCCUUUUGCACCCACCACCACGACCACCGCCCACUCCACGCGCCGCCCUGUCGCUUGUCCCCCCAGCAGCAGCAGCAGCAGCAGCGUCACCGACCGCACCGUCGUGGUCUUUGACUGGGACGACACGCUCUGCCCCAGCUCGUGGCUCCACACGCAGGACUUGCUGCCCAAGUACCGCGGCCAUCGGAUCUCCGUGACGCCGGCCCAGCGGGACGUGCUGAGGCGCAUUGGUGCACAUGUCGCACGGCUCUUGCAGAAGGCGGUGGCCUACGGCCCCGUGUUCGUCGUGACUGCCGCCGAGUUCGGCUGGGUCGAGAUGUCCGCGGCGCUCUAUUUGCCGGACGUGCAGCGCGUGCUCGCGCUAGCGGACGUGCACAUUGUCUCGGCUCGGAGCUGGUACGAGCAGACGUUCGGCUCUGGGGGCGACUCGGCGACGUGGAAACAGGAGGUCAUGCAGCUCAUUGCGCGCCAGUGCUUUGCUGCUGCCGCUGCUCAGGAGACGAGCGGGAAGGGAAGCGGCCGGACGCACAGAGAAGCUGCGACAAUGACGACGCCUGCUUCUCCUGGUUUGCAAGAUGGCUACUUUAAUUUCCUCUCGGUGGGCGACUCGAUGGCGGAACGAGACGCGUGCUUUGCUGCAGUCGAGAGCGUGUGCCGCACGUUCGCCAAGACGCUCAAGUUUGUCGAGCACCCGAACGCCGAGGAAGUGCUGCAGCAGGUGGAGCUCACGUUUGACUCGUUUGAGCAAAUGUGCGGCUGGGAGAACAAUCUCGACUUGCGGUUGUCCCGAGAGCAGUUGGCGGAGCUGCGCGGCUUGCCUGUACAAGGGAGCGCUGGUCGACGAUCUGCUGGUUGUGGUGGCUUUGCGACGUCAUCGUCACCCGUGCACUGA
Molecule: messenger RNA, 951 nt
Organism: Peronospora matthiolae
Lineage: Eukaryota; Oomycota; Peronosporomycetes; Peronosporales; Peronosporaceae
Source: the annotation of a GenBank genome assembly